CAAAAAAAUUGAACAAAAAUUUUCCAAUACUAAUUUGAGCCACCCUACUCUAUAGUUUGAUCCUCAUAAUUUAUUCCAAAUUUACUCGUAAGUUAUUUUAUUGCUCCUAGCCUUAAAUUCAUUACAAUCGAAAAUUCAAAAGUAGUUUUCUCGUUUCAGAUCAUGAAAUUCAUUAUAUUCUGAUUAUUUUCUCGUUCGACAUAUAACUUAUUAUCUCAUAGUGAAUACGAUGUGACAAAACAAAUUAGAUUACCCAAAAAACCAGGAAUACGAAAUAUCGUUGGUUUAUAUUAAUAUUACUUUUUUCCUAAAUGGUUUGAAAUUCAAAGCAAGUUGCAAUGUUAUAAUUUUUUUGAACUAUUAUUUUAUACCAGAUUUGUGACCUUAGAGUGACCUUGCACUCACAUUUCAUCAACCAUGGAUAGUUUGGACAACUUGAAACACAUCGAUCAUUUACUGGUACGCCGUCAUAAGGAAUCCCUGGAAACGGGAGAAGGACCACCGCUGACCAACCAGUACGUCAUUGAGAACAUCCCAAACGAAUCGGUUUACCGGGCUGCCGAAGGUCCCGCAUUCUGGGCUCGCACAUGUUUUGGCCACAAUAGACCCUUCAAGUUGGUUCUGUUAGACAAUGAACAGCGGAAAGCAAUGGUAUUUAAGCGACCUCUUUUCUACAAAUCAUGGCGUUUUCUGUGUCGACUGAAACGGAUGGAUAUCAUCGCACCGGGUGGAGAGCUUGUGGCACGCAUUCAACAAGGUUGGUUUUUUGGAAAGCCAUGGUUUAUUGUGAUGAAUUCAUCCGGAGAACGGGUGUUGCGAAUCGAGGGUCCAUGGUUGGUGUUCGACGUAUUUGCGGAUGUGAAGUUUAAGAUUGUAUCAAUUGAAGGUGAAGAGGUUGGUGAAAUUGUGAAGAAAAAAAUCGGAUGUACAUGUAGUGAAGUGCCUCACCAUUUGGGAAUCUCAUUCUUUAAAGAAAUGGAUGCAACUAUGAAGGCAGCACUAAUUGGUGCAUUGAUUCUGAUUGAUUUUGCCGUGUUCAACAACAAUCGACGAAUAGAUUUGACAAGUCUAUUGUUGAUGUGAAAUUAUUGUGAACAAUUUAAAACAUGUUCUCUUCGCCACACUUUGUCGAAAUUUUAUGAAACUUUGACAUUUAUUU
Molecule: messenger RNA, 1159 nt
Organism: Armigeres subalbatus
Lineage: Eukaryota; Metazoa; Arthropoda; Insecta; Diptera; Culicidae
Product: phospholipid scramblase 2-like
Exons: 3
Coding region: 418-1083 (221 amino acids)
Biological process (GO): plasma membrane phospholipid scrambling
Cellular component (GO): plasma membrane
Molecular function (GO): phospholipid scramblase activity
Source: RefSeq, a predicted model, not a curated record